Scylla paramamosain (green mud crab) is the source of this 818-nucleotide messenger RNA. Its product is annotated as cuticle protein CP1246-like. The transcript has 2 exons. The coding region runs from base 138 to 692 and encodes 184 amino acids. Gene Ontology annotation, molecular function: structural constituent of cuticle. Lineage: Eukaryota; Metazoa; Arthropoda; Malacostraca; Decapoda; Portunidae. The record is from RefSeq and is a predicted model, not a curated record.
AGGAACGGAAAACGCUGUAUAAGAGCAAAGGUUAACAAUGUGUAGCGGAGCUUUAUAAAAGGACGUUCGACACGCUUCUGGGCCAGUCGUCCCUGUAACCGCAUCUUGGAGUGCUGAGGAAAACCAGGACUGCAGCCAUGAAGCUUUUGGUAGCGAUGUGUCUGAUGGCGGCGGGCGUCAGCGCCUCCUAUGGGCCAGCCGGAAUCGUUCAUGCUGACGGGACGCUGCAGCAGCUCACCCGCGAGGAGGCUGAAAACAUCGCCGUCGUCGGAGAGUCUGGAGUGGUCUUCCACGACGGGUCUAACAUUCAGUUUAACCGUGAUGUUGCUCUGCACCAUGCUGGUGUCGUGCCACCCAUGCCUGUGCCCGUCAUGCUGGAGAAGCCAGGCCCCUACGGCGCUACUGGCAUCGUCAUGCCCGACGGCAAGAACGUGCAAUUCACCCAUGAUCAAUCUGCCAACGUCGCCGUAGUCGGGCCCUCUGGCGUCGUCAUGGUUGACGGCAGGAACGUGCAGCUGAACGAUGAGGGCCUCCCAUCCCGCAAGAAGCGUUCCAAGCCCGUAGUUGGCGAUUCAGGAUACAUCACCGCAAGCGGAAGGCCGGUCCAGUUUCCUCAUGGUGUCACGAUCCUAAUCGCGGGAGACACUGGCCUGCUGCUCUCCAACGGAGAAGCCGUGCAGCUGUACGAGUAAAUAUUUAUAUAAAUACAUCACAGUAUCACUAUUUUCUCACUACGUACUUCUUGCGAGGUUAGCAGGAAGUAAUCGCUACUGACAUGUAAUCCGAAAAAAAAAAAUCAAUGAAUAUGUUUAUCUUUA